AUGCCCGCCUCGAAAGUGAACCAUGAUCGAUCGAAGAAAGUCGAGACUUUGGCAAACCUGUUCUACUCCAACCUGUGCAAGCCGGAGCACCUCGAACAGAUCAAAGAGACAGGGGCAUUGACUCCGACGUAUUCCAUGAGACAUCGGUGCACUAGAGAGAGAGUGAUGUGGGCAACUUCCCUAGACGGCCGCUGGUUCACGAAUGGGCUCGUGAAAAGUGCACUACAGCAUUUGCUGAAAACCCAUGCAGAUGUUGUCAUUCCUGCUGACACACCAGGGUUUUGCAUGGACCACUGGUUUACUACAUCGGCAGAGAAGCUGGCACAGCUACUGAAGCGUGCACGUCGCAGCACUGCUUCGUCCCCGGCCGGAGCCAUGGACAACCUCGAAACCCAAGCCUGGGAUAUGGAUGAAGCCCUCGACCCAGAUGCACAAGUGCCAAUGGUGACGAAGAGGUCCUCCGGUGAGCUGAGUGCUGCAGAUAUCCAGCCAUCCAAGCGCUUGCGCUUGCGAGAAAAGACGCCAAGCUACAUCUGCAUCCCCAAUGUUGAGGAGGUGGAGAAUGGGGCCCACGAUCAUGAUGGCUUCGAUGCUGAUGAAAGCGGGGACCUUCCUGCUGGUGCCCCUGAGGAGCAGGUCGAGGAGCACGCCGAGUGGCUUGAAGCGGCGGAUGAAGCCGCAAUGGAGGGCACUCAUGAUGAGCAUGCUGAGUGGCUUCAAGGGACUGAGGCCAAUGAGAAGGCCAUGGAAUGGCCUCAAGCGACGACUGAGGUCACUGAUGAGAAGGCCACGCCGGAGUGGCCUGAGGCGUCUACUGAGACGUGGCCUGAAGCGACGGCUGAGGCCUGGGCUGAAGAGACGACUGAGGCCGCCGAUGAUGUGCAGGCCGAGUGGGCUGAAGCGACGACUGAGGCCGCCGAUGAUGUGCAAGCCGAGUGGCCUGAGGCGACGACUGAGGCCGUCGAUGAUGUGCAAGCCAAGUGGCCUGAAGGGACGACUGAGGCCGCCGAUGAUGUGCAAGCCGAGUGGGCUGAAGCGGCGACCGAGGCCGUUGAUGAGCAGGCCACUGAGUGGCCUGAAGAGCAUGCCAACUGGCCCGGGGAGGGCUCUGUGGGGCCCACUGUGGGGCCUGAAAUGACGACGGAGGCUGGCAUGGAUGAGCCCUCUGAGUGGUGGGAUUCUGUGGCCGCUGAUGCACAGUGGCCUGAAGCGACUGGGGCUGUUGAUGAUAAGGCCACUGAGUGGCCCGAGCCGGCGAUUGAGACCGUUGAGUGGCCCGAACCUACAAGGGCUGCUGAUGAGCAGGCCGAUUGGCCUGAAGCAGCGGAUGGGGCCCACGAUGCGGGCAGUGAUAUGUGGCCGACGUGGCCAAAGGUCCCGAUCAUGAAUGUGACCCAGGACUACCCGAGCCAAGCCGACAAGGAUAGACUCGACAUCUUCUGGUCCAAAUACAAGAUUAAGAAGGAGCUAUUACAAUCAGACAUUUACAUGUCAUAUAGCUAG
This is a messenger RNA of Symbiodinium sp. CCMP2592, 1503 nucleotides long. NCBI's taxonomy places the organism in Eukaryota, Dinophyceae, Suessiales, Symbiodiniaceae. The record is from the annotation of a GenBank genome assembly.